Molecule: messenger RNA, 3041 nt
Organism: Chlorocebus sabaeus (green monkey)
Lineage: Eukaryota; Metazoa; Chordata; Mammalia; Primates; Cercopithecidae
Gene: SDR42E1
Product: short chain dehydrogenase/reductase family 42E, member 1
Biological process (GO): steroid biosynthetic process
Molecular function (GO): oxidoreductase activity, acting on the CH-OH group of donors, NAD or NADP as acceptor
Source: RefSeq, a predicted model, not a curated record
AUGACUGAGCAGGGUGGCGGGAAGGAGCAUCCCCUUUCAGGUGUCUUCCUGAUCCCAGGGGGCCGGGCGCAGCUUGGCUUUCUAGAAUGUCGCCAAGGUCUCAAACACUGGCUCUCCUCAUUUUUUGUUUUUAAGGACAACAGGCCCCAAGCUCCGAACUCUCCACAGGUGUUUGGCUAUACUUGAUUCCUAUGUUUGAUUUUCUGCACACUUUGAGGGAACGAUUACCUCCUCUUUAUGACGUGGUUCUGGUUUCCCACUUAAAAUGGCAGUGACAGGUUCCCAUUUAAACUGCAUGUGUUUGUUGGGAAAAGGUCCAGUUAUCUUUUGACUGCCACAUAUGGACCCCAAAAUAUCUCAAAAGGAAACUGUCCUCAUUACAGGAGGUGGUGGCUAUUUUGGUUUUCGCCUGGGCUGUGCUCUGAACCAAAAGGGAGUCCACGUGAUUCUGUUUGACAUCAGCAGCCCUGCUGAAACUAUUCCAGAAGGAAUCAGGUUUAUACAAGGAGACAUCCGCCACCUGUCUGACAUAGAGAAAGCCUUCCAGGAUGCAGACGUCACUUGUGUGUUCCAUAUUGCCUCUUACGGUAUGUCAGGGCGGGAGCAACUCAAUCGAAACCUGAUCGAAGAAGUCAACGUUGGGGGCACAGACAACAUCCUCCAGGCUUGCCAAAGGAGAAGGGUGCCCAGGUUAGUUUACACCAGCACUUUCAAUGUCAUCUUUGGAGGUCAAGUUAUCAGAAAUGGGGAUGAAUCUCUGCCCUACCUGCCUCUUCACCUCCACCCUGAUCACUACUCUCGGACAAAGUCUAUUGCAGAGAAGAAGGUGCUAGAGGCGAAUGGUACACCCCUGGACAGAGGCGAUGAUGUCUUAAGAACCUGCGCUCUGAGGCCAGCUGGCAUCUAUGGGCCUGGAGAACAAAGACACCUUCCCAGAAUAGUCAGCUACAUCGAGAAGGGUCUGUUCAAGUUUGUCUACGGGGACCCGAGGAGCCUGGUUGAGUUUGUCCACGUGGAUAACUUGGUGCAGGCUCACAUUCUGGCCUCAGAAGCCCUGAGAGCUGACAAGGGCCAUAUUGCCUCUGGGCAGCCCUACUUCAUCUCAGAUGGCAGACCUGUGAACAACUUUGAGUUCUUCCGGCCUCUGGUGGAGGGCCUGGGCUACGCGUUCCCAUCUACCCGCCUGCCAUUGACCUUGGUCUACUGCUUUGCUUUUCUAACAGAGAUGGUUCACUUCAUUUUGGGUCGACUCUACAACUUCCAGCCCUUCCUCACUCGCACUGAAGUUUACAAAACUGGUGUCACACAUUAUUUUAGCUUAGAGAAAGCCAAGAAAGAGCUAGGUUAUGAGGCUCAGCCAUUUGACCUCCAGGAAGCAGUGGAAUGGUUUAAAGCCCAUGGUCAUGGCAGAAGUUCUGGAAGUCAUGACUCAGAGUGUUUUGUUUGGGAUGGGCUAUUGGUCUUCCUCCUGAUUAUAGCAGUUCUCAUCUGGCUGCCUUCUUCUGUGAUUCUGUCACUGUGAGGAAGGGGCCAGAAAUAAGGUGAUCACAGUUGGCCGAGAUGGUUCUCAAGAAACAUGGGUUUUAAAAUGUGUACAGUGAUAUCUGUUACCAAACAUUGGCUCUUCAAAUUGCUACUUAUGAAUAGGUUCUUGGAUUGAAUCUUUAUUUCUUACUUCCUUGCACUAAGCCAGAUGGGAAUGGAAAAAAAGAAGCAGAGAUUAGUUUGAAAUUUCAUUUCUUAUGUCCUUCUGUUUUAGGUGGGUAAAAUAGAAGUCAGUUUGGAGCCAUAGAAGUAGGCUUAGUUGGGUUGGGGAUGUCUGUCGUGAAUUUCUUAGAAGGCAAGAUAUACUUAUUUCCGUUUUAUGCACUCUGCAUCUACCUAAAACCUCUGACUGAUGUGGGAAUGGCAAAACACUAUCAGGCUUGAAAGCAUGUGAAAAACACCAAAUUGGCCCAGAUGCCUAACAGAGCAAUCCUCGAGGGGUUGGUGGCUAUUGCUGGAGAGGUAUUAGCUAUUCACAGUGUCCAUUUUAGGUGUUAACUUUCACCCUUUGUGAUAUCGGGCAUUAUGCCUAUGUGAACACAUGGUAAUGUCUGAUGUUUAGGCCUUUAUCCUACCUCAUAGGAUUCUUUUGAGGAUUAAAUUAAAGCAUACAAAGUGCUCCUUAACACACAUAGCCAUUCUUUUUAUCAGAAUUGUCAUGGUACAUUCCUUAUGAGGGCUUUCUUCCUCAGUGUUCUCUUUAGAGGGCUGUUAUUACUGGACUUUCUGGAAUGUCUGGGUGUGCCCUCAGAGCCUGCAACAAGUGUAUUUGGAUAUACUCUAAAGUUUUGGCCUCCAAGAAGGCGAAAAGGAAGCAACUAAAAAUCUGAUGAUUAAGGGAGUCAAUCAAGCUGAUGCCAUUUUUAGUUUAAAAAAUGAAGCAUAGCUCUAAACUCAUAGACUGGUUUUCUUACUGGGAAGAAGUUUGCCUCUCUGAAGACAGCUUCCAGUGAGGAAUGUGUUGAACAGUGGCAGCACUGUCUGGCCACCCACGAACUGUUACCGAUGAUCCAGUUACACUGCUGCAUAGGAAUCCAAGUGGAAAGAAGACAGAGUCCAUGUGGAAAUCCAGAGUCCAUGUGGAAGUCCAGAGUCCAUGUGGAAUCCAAGUAGAAAGAAGACAGAGCCAUGUCUGUCCAUGGCUCCAGCUACAGAAAGGGUAACAUGAGAACAUUACAAGGGGGACACAUUACUUUGGAAAGUUCUGCUAGAGUUACUCUGAGAGUACCUACAAAUAGAUGAGAAAUCCCUGUUGAAUGCUGCCUGGAUGUUUUCAGAAAAGCUCUGAACUUGAUGUCAGAACACCGACACCAUGAAUAUCAUGUGUGGCCUUAACCAAGGAACAGAAGCCCUUUAGAACUUAGCUUCCUCACUCGGGACCUGGGACUGACUGCAUUUGCCCUUUCUAUAAACCCACCCACCUCAUAGGGUUCAUUGGGAGCAUAAAGCAAGAUGUGGUGAAAGUACUUUUAAUAUAAAUUGCAACAUCAAUAUGA